Messenger RNA from Cajanus cajan (pigeon pea), 2491 nucleotides. Its product is annotated as protein TOC75-3, chloroplastic. Gene Ontology annotation, biological process: protein import into chloroplast stroma; chloroplast organization. The record is from RefSeq and is a predicted model, not a curated record. Gene Ontology annotation, cellular component: chloroplast outer membrane. NCBI's taxonomy places the organism in Eukaryota, Viridiplantae, Streptophyta, Magnoliopsida, Fabales, Fabaceae.
AGUUGCAGUCAUCGUCCUCACUUGCUCACACACCAUGUUUUCUUCUAACACCUUCACCACUCCGCAUCCUCCUUGCCUCAGCAGUUUCAGGCCCUCUUCUUCCUCCAAACGUCGCUUCUCCAUCAAAACCCUCGCCACCGGCGGAGCAGGAGGGAACACCGGCGGCGGAGGCCGAGGAAACACCAGCACCGGUGGCAGCGGCGAAGGUUCAUUCUGGUCGAGGCUUCUCUCUCCUGCAGCAUCCGCUCUCUCCGACGAACCGGAACCACGUGAAUGGGAUUCGCACGGCCUCCCGGCCAACAUCGUGGUUCAGCUGAACAAACUGAGCAGCUUCAAGAGGUACAAAAUCUCAGAGAUCGCAUUCUUUGACCUUGUCCGAAAAGCGAACGUUGGAAAGGAGGAUUCGUUUUCGGAGAUGGUGAGGCUCCGUGCCGGAAGCGUGUAUACCAAGGCACAGCUCCAGACGGAGCUGAAAACCCUAGCUUCAUGCGGAAUGUUCGAGAAAGUCGAAAUGGAGGGAAAAACCAAAGCAGACGGGUCAGUAGCCUUGACCGUAUCGUUCAAGGAGAAAACGUGGCCGUCAGCGGAACAGUUCCGUUGCAUUGCGAUAACGGAGAGGUUGGAGGAUGAUUACCUAAGGAAAGUUGAAAACCCUAGGCCUUGUCUUUUGCCUAUGACGGUGCAACGUGAUAUCGUGGACAUGCUUAUUCGGAGUCGGGGGACGAUGAGUGCCAGGUUGUUGCGGAGGAUAAGUCACACUGUCCAUAAGUGGUACAACGAUGAAGGGUAUCUUUGGGCGAAUGUGGUUAAUUUGGGGAAGCUUGAUAUGGAAGAGAUUGUUUGUGAGGUUGUGGAAGGGGAUAUUACUAAGUUGAGUAUUCAGUUUCUGGAUAAGUUUGGCAAUGUUGUUGAAGGGAACACUCGGAUUCCUGUUGUGCAAAGGCAAUUUCCCAUGCAUUUUCAGCCAGGGUACGUUUAUAACAAUGAGGUUGGGAAGCAAGUUUUGAGGAACUUGUAUUCGCUCGGGUUGUUUUCCAAUGUGGAAGUGAAACCGUUGCCUGAUGUGGGAGGAGUAGUUGUUGAGGUUAAUCUUACAGAGAAUGACCACAAAAACGUUGCUCUUGAUACUGAGUGGAACAUUGUCCCUGAAGGAAGAGAGUUUCCGAUUUUGGAUUCGGUCCACGUGGGAGGGACUGUUAGAUUAAACCAUCGGAAUUUGCAAGGGAUGAAUAGAUCUUUUCAUGCUUCAGUGACAACUAACAACAUCUUCAAACCUCAGGAUGACCUUUCAUUUAAGUUCGAGUAUGAACAUCCAUAUUUGGAUGGUGUACAUAAUCCAAGGGACCGUACUCUCCGUGUGAGCUGUUUCAAUAGCAGAAAGGUGAGCCCGGUAUUCACUGGGGGAACAUGGAUAAACAAUGUGCCUCCAAUAUGGGUGGAUCGUGCUGGCAUUAAAGCCAAUAUCACAGAGAUAGUUUUCCCACAAUUCUUGUUUUGGCUGUUAGGAGGUAUUAAAGCCAAUAUCACAGAGAAUUUCACACGCCAGAGUAAAUUCACUUAUGGAUUAGUCAUGGAAGAGAUAACAACGCGUGAUGAGAGGCGUGAUAUCCGUGCCAAUGGUCUAAGAGUUUUGCCUAGAGGAAGAUUUAGUGCAGGAGGACUACCAACCACCCUCAGUGGUACUGGUACCGACAGGAUGGUAGUUUUACAAACAAAUAUUACUUGUGAUAGCACAAUGUCUGUGAAUGGAACUAUAGUUGGUAACAGGAGUGUGUUCCAGAUAGAUCAGGCCAUUGGCAUUAGCACCCAGUUAUCGUUCUCUAAUCGUCACCAGUUAACUAUGACUCAAUUUAUCCAGUUGAGGUCUACGGAGGAAGGGGCUGGUAAACCACCACCACCGGUGCUUGUCCUUCAUGGCCACUAUGGUGGUUGUGUAGGUGACCUUCCAAGUUAUGAUGCUUUUACCCUUGGGGGCCCUUAUUCUGUAAGGGGUUUCAGAAUGGGUGAGAUUGGAGCAGCACGGAACAUCCUUGAGCUAGCAGCUGAGUUAUGGAUACCCAUCAAAGGACAAUACGUGUAUGUAUUUGCAGAACACGGCAAUGAUCUGGGAAGUUCAAAGGGUGUCCAAGGGAAUCGUACGCAAGUCUAUAGGCCGAUGGGUCAUGGGUCGUCUUAUGGUGUUGGGAUCAAGCUUGGUAUAGUGAGAGCAGAAUAUGCUGUUAAUCUUAAUUCAGGAACAGAUGCAGCGUUUUUGCAUUUUGGAGAGAGAUUUUGAGGAGCAUAUUUUGUCCUCACCAAAAUGCAAAAAUGUUGCACCUGUUCCUGAAUUAUGAUUGACAGCAUAUCUUGCUCAAACUUAUCCCAACAUCAUAAGACGACACAUGACCAUUAGCCUAUAGACUUGCGUAGGAUUCCCUUUCACAUCCUCUGAACUUCCGUCGACUAGAUAAAGAAAAAGGUCAUCAUACACCGAAUAUUAUUCUUUUUUGUU